AUGUACAAAUUAUCUGAAAAUAAUCAUAAAAGUUUACUUGAGAAUCUGAAAAGAAGGGGGAUUAUUGAUGAUGAUGAUGUGUACAAUACUAUGUUACAGGUUGAUAGAGGAAAAUAUAUUAAAGAAAUACCCUACAUAGAUACUCCUGUUUAUAUUAGUCAUGGGGUAACCAUAUCUGCGCCUCAUAUGCAUGCUCUGUCCUUGAAAAGAUUAAUUAAUGUGUUAAAACCUGGAUCUAGGGCCAUUGAUGUUGGAUCGGGUUCAGGUUAUCUAACAGUCUGUAUGGCCAUAAAAAUGAACGUACUUGAAAAUAAAAAUUCUUAUGUUAUAGGAUUAGAACGUGUAAAAGAUUUAGUAAACUUUUCAUUAGAAAAUAUAAAAAGAGAUAAACCAGAAUUGUUAAAAAUUGAUAAUUUUAAAAUUAUUCAUAAAAAUAUUUAUCAAGUAAAUGAAGAAGAAAAAAAAGAAUUAGGAUUAUUCGAUGCCAUUCAUGUUGGAGCGUCAGCUAGCGAACUUCCUGAAAUUCUAGUGGACCUCCUAGCAGAAAACGGGAAAUUGAUUAUACCCAUAGAAGAAGAUUAUACACAAGUUUUAUAUGAAAUAACAAAAAAAAAUGGGAAAAUUAUAAAAGAUAGACUAUUUGAUGUUUGUUUUGUUUCCUUAAAAAAAAAUUAA
This is a messenger RNA of Plasmodium reichenowi, 675 nucleotides long. RefSeq names its product protein-L-isoaspartate(D-aspartate) O- methyltransferase, putative. Gene Ontology annotation, cellular component: cytoplasm. The transcript is spliced from 3 exons. The coding region runs from base 1 to 675 and encodes 224 amino acids. Gene Ontology annotation, biological process: protein modification process. NCBI's taxonomy places the organism in Eukaryota, Apicomplexa, Aconoidasida, Haemosporida, Plasmodiidae. Gene Ontology annotation, molecular function: protein-L-isoaspartate (D-aspartate) O-methyltransferase activity. The record is from RefSeq and is a predicted model, not a curated record.